AUGUCGAUUAAUUUUUAUUUUACAUUUUUGUUGGUAAGCACAGUAUUGAUCUAUGUUGAUGCAGUAGAUCCUAUCAAAACGUAUUCGAUUCGUAAAGAUUUCUUUACUGGUAUUAAAGGUGGUGAAUUUUCAGUUCGUGAUCCGAGUGGGAAACAUCUUUAUUAUCGCAUUGAAUCUGAAUAUGCCAUAUUACAUACGAUUAAAGUAAUUGCCUAUCCAUCAAAACAAGAAAUUGGUCGAUUGAAAGCUAAUUUAAAACCAAUAUUAUACAAAGCUGACAUUUCAAUUUUGAAUGCUCAAACAAAUCAAUGGACUCAUGGUGUUUUUCAACAAAAUUUACAAAUACUCGGUAGUUCAUUUAAUAUCGAUUGGAAUGGUGAUCAAAUUCGAAUGGAAAGUGAACCGGUCUCAUUUACAUCGAAAUUUUACGAUAAAAACUCAACAUUAUUAGCACAAUUCAGACUAAAACCUGCUUCAGUAUUUUGGACGAAAAAAUAUGACAUGGAAAUAUUUUCAACGAAAUAUCCAGAGCAAAUUUACUUCUUAUCAAUGGCUGCUCGUGAUCAGAUUGUUUCAUCGAAACAUGGAUGA
Messenger RNA from Rotaria socialis, 591 nucleotides. Lineage: Eukaryota; Metazoa; Rotifera; Eurotatoria; Philodinida; Philodinidae. The record is from the annotation of a GenBank genome assembly.